Molecule: messenger RNA, 1980 nt
Organism: Terrapene triunguis (Three-toed box turtle)
Lineage: Eukaryota; Metazoa; Chordata; Testudines; Emydidae
Gene: ZSWIM2
Product: zinc finger SWIM-type containing 2
Molecular function (GO): ubiquitin protein ligase activity; zinc ion binding
Source: RefSeq, a predicted model, not a curated record
AUGGGGACCGGCAUCAACGGCAGAGCGUCUGUGGCGGCGGCGGCGGUUUUAGCCCCUCCACCUGCUCCCACGGACCCCGCCAUGUCCCGGCGGCGCUGCGCAAGCGCCGGGCUGAGCUGGCAGCAGGACCAGGCGCUGGGCAGCACCAUGCGCAUCGUGCGGGAGCUGGGCCCCACUGGCUUCGUGCUGCAGGAGGAGGGAGGGCCCGCGCACCGGGUGUUCCUGGGGGAGCCGCACUCCUGCACCUGCGCCACGUUCCUGAGGGAGAAGGACCUGUGCAGCCACAUCUGUUGGAUAUUGUUGAAAAAAUUCAAAAUUCCAAGAAACCAUGAAUAUGCUUUUCAGCUGGGUCUUCUGGAAGGAGAGAUCAAUGAUAUACUUCAGCAAUUACAGCAAGAACAGACACUCCCCCCAAGAGCAAACACUCUCUCCACCAAAACAUUACAGAAAGAGGAUGAUGGAUACAUUAAUCAGAAAGAAAUUGAUGCAGAGGAUGUCUGUCCUAUUUGCCAGGAAGAGCUACUAAAGAAAAUGUUUCCCAUCACUUAUUGCAGGUACGGCUGUGGAAACAACGUUCACAUCACAUGUAUGAAGAUUUGGGCUGAUCACCAGGGUGAAUUAGAGAGUGACUCUGUGGUGAAGUGUCCCCUCUGUAGAGAAGAAUUUGCACCAUUAAAGCUCAUUUUAGAAGAAUUCAGGAACUCCACUCAGCUUGUGACUGCAGCAGAGAAAGUGAGACUUGACAAACACCUUGGACUCCCCUGUAAUAACUGCAGAGCAUUUCCAAUUGAGGGAAAAUGCUACAAGUGCACUGAGUGUAGUGAAUAUCAUCUAUGCCAUGAAUGCUUCACUAGCUUUUGCCAUCCUCCACAUGUUUUCACCUUUCGACAGAAGAGAAAUCAGAAGUGGAGGUCACUUGACCAAGUUUCACCAUUGUCAACUUCAGGAGGAAAUUUAAAAAGCGUUAAUCCAGGCGAUAAUUCUAAAGAAGAGAUGUUACAUCUUCAGGAGAAGUCCAGUUGCAUCCCAAAGCACAUUGUAAAAUCUUUACCUCUGAUGUUGAUUAGAAAAUGUAGCAACUUUCUUGCUCCAGGUCUGCAAUGUAGGCUCUGCUUGAAGAUCUUUUGUCUUGGUCAGUAUGCAAGACUCUUGCCAUGUAAUCACAAGUUCCACAGAGAAUGUAUUGACAACUGGUUAUUGCACCAAAAAAAUGCAUGUCCUAUUGAUGGAUAUAUUGUGUAUAAUCCAUUAACCUGGAAGGAUAUAUCAGCCAAUCAUGAUGUCAAUCAGCCAGGAUCUCAAACAAAUACUACCAAACUUGCAAAGCAGAUGGAACCAGAGCUUUUCAUACCUGGAAUUGGAUUGUUCUUCAAGCAAACAUUAUUAGGCCAUCCACUUGAAAAAUCUCAAGAUAGCCUCCAAAGACUUCAUAACAAUAAAGAUCCACCACAUUCUCAACAGGGUUUAAUUUUAAAUGGUAUAAGCUACUUUCAUUUAGGAGAUUCUGAUUCUAGUCAGCACAGCAUUGAUAGAAAUUUAAAUCUGCAAUUUUCCAGGCAUGGUAAGGAUUUAGCCCAUAAGCCUUUCCAGAAAAUACUCUCUCAAAAAUCCUAUUCUGUAACAUCUAGAAAAGAUGCAAUUUCUAAUGAUACGAGAGUCUUAAAUGGAACUUGUACUAAUAAAGAAAAAGGAGCAAAAGUGUGCUAUGACCAUGCUAACCCAAACAAAGUAGUUUCUUUUGAAGACAGGAAUAACCGUGAAAUUUCAGCAUGUGUAAGAUUUCCUGGGAAAUUGAACUUGGAGGAUAAUUUGGGGGAUACAAUUGACUAUACGUUCCCAAAAAGGGACAGUAAGUGUGUGGGAAAAGCCAGACAGCAAAGAAGACUUCUAGCAAGACCACCUAAGCAUAAGCCUCUGAGCCUUAAAACUACAGAAGUAGCUUUAUUAAUGGAAGGAAUUCCACUGAAUAACAAGUCAUAA